This is a messenger RNA of Lentinula edodes (shiitake mushroom), 285 nucleotides long. RefSeq lists its product as uncharacterized. The record is from RefSeq and is a predicted model, not a curated record. The annotation marks the transcript as partial. The transcript has a single exon. NCBI's taxonomy places the organism in Eukaryota, Fungi, Basidiomycota, Agaricomycetes, Agaricales, Omphalotaceae.
AUGCACGACUUCCUCCGUGGCACUAAUGCUGACAUAUUUGCCAUACAGGAACCUUACAUUGACUCCAAGGGAAGAACUAGAUCAUUGCCCCACUUGAGAGUAGUAUACCCCACCGGACACGUGGAACACUUUGGAGACUCAGACCGACCCAAGGCCCACUCUCUCAUAAUGAUGCACACGCAUAUACAAACGAAACGAUGGACACAGCUGAAUGUUGAUAGCCCAGACAUCACAGCUAUCCAGGUAGUCACUGAUAUUGGAACGAUCCGGAUAUUCAACAUCUAC